Messenger RNA from Yarrowia lipolytica CLIB122, 765 nucleotides. RefSeq lists its product as uncharacterized. The record is from RefSeq and is a predicted model, not a curated record. Lineage: Eukaryota; Fungi; Ascomycota; Dipodascomycetes; Dipodascales. Gene Ontology annotation, molecular function: SUMO-ubiquitin ligase activity; metal ion binding.
AUGAGUAGUACUAUUCUUUUUUCAUCCCGCUUUACCCGCCGCCUUAGCCUCCUAACAAUAUCUCACACUCCGAACCAAGUAAGCCCAGUGCUUAAACCUAAACAGAGUCCGUUUUUUAGUCCAACAAAACACCAUACCAAACUGCAAACAGUACACAGGCAGCAAGUCCAGCGACAGGCAAUGUCCGGGACACCGCUUUCUGUCCACAGCUCUGCAUCGACGCCCGAAUCGCGCAUGCUCACCAUUAACGACACAGACACAGACAACUCGUCCCAGCCACUGUACAUUGACUCCGGAGACGAAGAAACGCACAAUGUGAUUGAUCUGGAUGCCUCCGACGCCUCCGAUUACGACAGCAACGACGACGACGGGCUCGAUCUGUCGGCUCCUCCGCCAGAUCAACACAGCAAGUUGCGCGAGGUCAAGUGUCCGAUUUGCCUCGAGCCGCCAGAUCGGCUUUGUGUCACGGAAUGCGGCCAUCUCUACUGCGGGGACUGCGUGUUCAAGGCUCUUUCUUCGGGGGUUCGGGCCUCUGAUUCGGUGGGGGAGUGCAGUAUUUGCCGCAAGUCUGUCGUCUACAAGAACGUUGUGUUUCUAGAGACCAGAAUGGGCCCUCUACUCAAGGACGACGACGACGAGUACGAAACGGACGACUCCAUCGAAGACGACCGCAAUGUCAAGGUGCAAAAGAUGCACGAAUCACUAACCUAUGAUCUGGACGAGGUGGACACUCUGGAUCUGACUCCGUCCUUGCCGGACGCGUAA